This is a messenger RNA of Neogale vison (American mink), 2340 nucleotides long. RefSeq names its product zinc finger protein 333 (gene ZNF333). NCBI's taxonomy places the organism in Eukaryota, Metazoa, Chordata, Mammalia, Carnivora, Mustelidae. The record is from RefSeq and is a predicted model, not a curated record. Gene Ontology annotation, biological process: negative regulation of transcription by RNA polymerase II. The coding region runs from base 36 to 1679 and encodes 547 amino acids. Gene Ontology annotation, molecular function: RNA polymerase II cis-regulatory region sequence-specific DNA binding; DNA-binding transcription repressor activity, RNA polymerase II-specific. The transcript has 10 exons.
UGCCUAAUGAGACCUUAAAUCCUGGCGCUGGUGUCAUGGAGUCAGUCACCUUCGAGGAUGUGGCAGCGGGGCUCAUCCAGGAGUGGGCGUUGCUGGACGGGGCACGGAGGAACCUGUGCCGAUACGUGAUCCUGGACAAGUGUGGGACCCUGGCCCCCAGGGACUGGGCGUCUCAACUUAAAUCCAAAGCAUUGACUCCUGUGCAGGAUAUUUUGGAGGAAAAUUUGUCCCAGGAUAUGCAAAUGGGGCUGAAGGCGGCCGUGCAGAUUCAGAGGGUGGCCAUGCCGGUGCCUGCACUGGGUGUCCCUGAGCUGGGGAUGGCCGGGGAUUCUGCUCUGCUUGCCCAGGACCCCGCCUGGCUCCAGAAGGAGAGCACAGAGGAGGAAACCGGGGCGCCAGGGGUACUGAUCACCUGUCUGCAGGAACCCGUCACCUUUGCUGAUGUGGCUGUGUUGUUCACCCCAGAGGAGUGGAUGUUUCUAGACUCUGCCCAGAGAAGCCUGUACAGAGAUGUGAUGCUGGAGAACUAUAGGAACUUGGCCUCCGUGGGAGCAGGAGAUCAGCUAGGCAAACCUAGUAUGCUUUCCCUUUCGGAGCCAGAAGAAGAGCUGUGGGCCCCUAAGAGAAGAACCUUCCCAGGAACCCGUCCAGAACCUCAGCAUCACCCCCAAGAUUCAGUUUCUCACCCAGAUAUUUUUGCAGAGAUUCCAUCCACUGGCAUGAAAAGGGAGCAACCUCAGCCUGGAGAAAAACUCUAUAAUUACAGUGAACUUGGGGAACCCUUUCACAGCAUCAAACCGCUUUUUCAGUACCAGAGAAUUCACGCUGGGGGUGACCCCUGUGAAUGCCACGAGGGUGGAAAAUCCUUCUUCCAGCCCGCUCACCUAAUCGUGCCAGACAAAAUCCGUCGUGGGGACAAAACCUACGUGUGUAGCAAAUGUGAGAAAUCCUUCAGAUACAGCUCCGACCUGAUCAGGCACGAGAAGACUCAUACCGCGAAGAAGUGCUUUGAAUGUCAGGAGUGUCGGCAAGCCUUCAAGUAUUCCUCAAAUCUGCGGCGCCACCUGAGGACUCAUACUGGAGAGAAGCCUUUCGAAUGUGCUCAGUGUGGGAAAACCUUCACCAGGAACUUUAACCUAAUUCUGCACCAGCGAAACCACACAGGCGAGAAGCCCUACGAAUGUAAGGACUGUGGGAAAGCGUUUAAUCAGCCAUCCUCUCUGAGGAGCCACGUGAGGACCCACACAGGAGAGAAGCCCUUUGGGUGCAGUCAGUGCGGGAAAGCCUUCAGGGAGCACUCGUCGCUGAAGACACACCUGCGCACUCACACCAGGGAGAAGCCGUAUGCGUGUAACCAGUGUGGGAAGCCCUUCCGGACGAGCACUCAUCUGAACGUCCACAAAAGGAUACACACUGGGGAGAAACUGUAUGAGUGCGCUACUUGUGGGCAGGUCUUGAGUCGCCGCUCAACGCUCAAGAGUCACAUGCGAACUCACACGGGAGAGAAGCCCUAUGUGUGUCAGGAAUGUGGGCGGGCCUUCAGUGAACCUUCAUCCCUCAGGAAGCAUGCAAGGACACACACUGGCAAGAAGCCCUAUGCCUGUCAGGAAUGUGGGCGAGCCUUUGUUCCGGAGGCUGGAAUCCAAGAUCAAGAUGCCGACAGAUUUGCUUUCUUGUGAGGCCUGCUUCAUGGUUCAUAGACUGCCAUCUUCUUGCCCCGUCCUCACAUGGCAGAAAGAGCAGAGGAGCUCUGUGGGGUGUCUUGCAGAAGGGUGCUAAUCCCAUUCACGAGGGUUCCACCCUUAUAACCUAAUCACCUCCUGAAAUGCCACCUCCUAAUACCAUCACAGAAUGGGAAUUAAGCUUCAGAAUAUGAGUGGGGGGGCACAACAUUCAGUCCAUAUCCGUCUUUGAUCUGUGAACUGAGACAGCUAUGUUAAGCUCUCCCACCAUGAUUAGUGAAUCUUGUAAUUCUGUCAGUUUUUAAAUUUAUAUAUUUUGAAGCAAAUUAAAUGAGAUUUUUGAUAUUUAAUGUUUCCAGCAAAUUGUUCCUUUUAUUCUUCUAGUGACCAUCUUUCUUCCUAGUGAUAAAUAUUCAACCCUUCAUUUUCAUAACAGCAAGUCAUUGUUUGGAGCUUACUGUUAACAGAUAGUAGGUAUUAACAAUGAUACUUUGAGGUAGAUACUAUUAUUAUCCCCAGUUUAUAGAUGGGGAAACUGAGGACAAGCUCAAGGUGAGUUAACUAAGGUCAUACAGGUGGUAAGUGAUGGAGUCUGGCUCCAAAAUCCAGAGGCUGUGCACAGUGCCUUACCCUGGAGGACUUUUCUUUCUUUAUACCU